AUGGCCAAAUUUUCAAAACUUUUGCCAUCUCUCUGUCUUCUCCUUCUUCUUGUUAUUAAUCUUUUAACGCUGACUGACGUCACCAUCUAUCACCUCAUCGCCUGCGUCAUCAUCACAUCCGUUUGCUUUUUCGUCAUCACCGCUGUUGUGGUCACCAUCGUUAAAAUACUCUUCAUCAUUAUCGUGUUAACAAUAAAAUUAUAUUUUCUUGAAGCUGAAAGGUAUUCGUAUGGAGAAUCGAUUUUUUUUUGGUCUUACACGUGUAUCGGCGAUUUUCGGAUACCAAAUGGAAUACUGAAUAAGUUUCGUCCUGAUAUAUCCAGUAGUAACGUGAUGUUCGGGGGUGCAAAUGAUGACGCCUACAAAAACUUCAACUUCCCGAAAUUCGUCAUAAGUGGCAUUAAUAACAACAACAAUAACAUUAACAACAACAACAAUAAUAAUAAUAACAACAACAACAACAUCGUCGUCGGUGGUAGUAGAUUUUUAACCGUCCUGAAAGAAACAGACCGCGAUGGCAUUGAGGAUGAGGACAACGACGAAGAGGAAACAGAAGUUGAUGACGUCAACAAAAAUAAUAAUAUCAAUAAACAGGUGAAAAACAAUAAUAGUAAUAAUAACGACAACAACAACAAUAAUAACAACAACGACGUAAAUGAUGAUGAUGAUGAUGAUGAUGAUCUGAUCGGAGAAGAAGAAGAGAAAAUGAUCUUUGAAAGUAGGAACCGAAACACCCUGACGUGGAAGAGGGCGGUGGUUGACGGGGCUUCAGGGUCGUCCAUCACCUCCUCCACCGAUGGCCUGUGGGUUAAUACUUACAAGAAGUUGAGGAGGGCAUCAGAGCUGAUGUUAGUCGUUGCUUUGGUAUCUUAA
Messenger RNA from Helobdella robusta, 873 nucleotides. RefSeq lists its product as hypothetical. The transcript has 3 exons. The coding region runs from base 1 to 873 and encodes 290 amino acids. The record is from RefSeq and is a predicted model, not a curated record. NCBI's taxonomy places the organism in Eukaryota, Metazoa, Annelida, Clitellata, Rhynchobdellida, Glossiphoniidae.